Molecule: messenger RNA, 3795 nt
Organism: Ipomoea nil (Japanese morning glory)
Lineage: Eukaryota; Viridiplantae; Streptophyta; Magnoliopsida; Solanales; Convolvulaceae
Product: LRR receptor-like serine/threonine-protein kinase GSO1
Exons: 2
Coding region: 1-3795 (1264 amino acids)
Molecular function (GO): protein binding
Source: RefSeq, a predicted model, not a curated record
AUGGGUGUGCCUUCUUUCUUCUUGGGAAUAGAAACUGUCCUGUUAUCUGGCGGUGUGCUUUUAUCCCAACAACGGUACAUGAAGGAUAUUCUCAAACGUGCUAGCAUGGUGGACUGCAAGCCAGUAAUCACGCAUGUCUCUUCUGCGAAAAUCACAGACGACGUGGCCGUUCCCUAUGCCGAUCCAACACAAUACAGGAGUUUUGCUGGUGCUCUCCAGUAUCUUACGGUAACUCGUCCGGAUCUAUCUUAUGCUGUUAAUCUAUUAUGUCAACAUAUCCAUGCUCCCACUACUACAGACUGGACAUAUCUAAAGAGAGUCCUGCGGUAUGUCAAAGGCACCCUGAAUCUUGGCCUGCGUAUUUCUCGGUCUACAUCUAUGGAUAUUCACGACUAUUCUGACUCAGAUUGGGCUGGCGAUCCGAAUGACCACAAAUCUACUAGUGGCUUUGCUGUGUUCUUGGGCAGUAAUCUUAUAUCUUGGGUUUGUCGGAAGCAACGGACUGUGGCACGUUCUUCGACUGAAGCAAAAUACAAGGAACUCGCUGAUGUAUCUGCAGAAGUUACAUGGCUCGUUUCUCUGUUACAUGAAAUCGGCAUCCCGCCUGCGUCUCCUCCUCGACUACGGCUGCCUAUAAUAAAUCCUGUUCCCUUCUUCAUCUUUGUUUUUAUGGUAACUGAGUUUGGGUUUUGUUGCGGAAACCCAAAUCCGAUUUGCAGAAAAGAUGAAAAGCAGGCCUUGCUGUGCUUCAAGAAGGGUUUAAAGGAUCCAUCCAGUCGGCUUUGGUCUUGGGUUGAUAUUGAUGGAGACUACGAUGAUUGUUGUAGUAAAUGGAGUGGAGUUGUGUGCAACAACGUAAGUGGCCAUGUCACUGAGCUCCACCUCGCCAAUCCAGGCAAUGGGAGCUCAGCUUUUGGGGGUGAACUAAGUCCCUGUUUGCUGGAAUUGAAACAACUAAGUCACCUGGAUCUUAGCGGAAAUGAUUUUGAAGGAAUUCCCAUCCCAGGCUUCCUAGGAUCUCUACUAAAUCUGGAAUAUCUCGAUCUAGCCGAUGCUGGGUUCCAAGGUAUCAUUCCCCAUCAGCUUGGUAAUCUCACAGGAUUACACACGUUAACUAUACGGGGGCCUGCUUAUUCCUCUCCUAUAAGUUCAGGGUUUCUUGAAAUCUCCCUGGGGAUGGGGCAGAGAACUACUACAAGUCUUUCCGAUUACUCUCUUGGUGGUCUCAAAGUUGAUAGCCUUGAAUGGUUAUCAAGCCUUUCCAAUCUACAGCGACUGGACUUGAGCUAUGUGGAUCUAAGCAACGCUCCCAACUGGGUAGAGGUCACUUCUGCUCUCCCUUCUUUACAUCACCUUCGUUUCUCUGGUUGUAGUCUUGCUAACAUAUCCUCUUCACUUCAUCAUCACAACUAUUCCUCCAUUUUGGUCCUACAUCUUUCUCAAAAUAGCUUCAAUUCUUUUGUUCCUAAAUGGAUUUUCAAUCUCCACAGCCUUGUUUCUCUUGACCUGAGCGAUAGUAGUUUUCUUGGUCCCCUCCCCGAGACUGGUCCUUGGAACUUUUCGUCUCUUGAAACACUUGACAUCUCAUUGAAUCGUCUCAGUGGUUCAUUGCCCAGUCAUGGGAACUUGCCUAAGCUCAAAAUAUUGCGCACCACUCUUAACAUGUUCAAUUCUAGCUUGCCACAGUGGAUAUUUAGGUGUAGUGAAUUACAAACUCUUGAUCUUCAAGGAAACCGGUUUUCAGGGCCAGUUCAUGGUAGUGUAGGGAAAAUGAAAAGGCUGAGAUAUCUUGAUCUUAAUGGGAAUGAUUUCAGGUCCAGUAUUCCAAGUUGGAUUUACGAAUGCACUGAGCUGAGUUAUCUUGAUCUUAGUUACAACCGAUUUCAGGGAACCAUUUCACAUUCCAUUUCCAACUUGACCUCUUUGGUUUUCUUCAGUGUCUCAAAUAACAGAAUGCUUAGUGGAGAAGUACCUAAACAGAUAGGAAAACUUUGCAAGUUAGUCUCGCUUUCUCUGUCAGCAAACAAGUUUUCUGGAUUAAUUUCUGAGUUGUUCCAAAGUAUGUCUGAAUGUGUUUUUGAUGGUUUAGUGAAAUUGCUUCUGUACGAUAAUCAGUUUUCUGGUCCAAUGUUUGAUACUUCAUUAAAAUUCCCAUCACUCAGUACUUUGGACCUAGGAGGUAAUAAGAUGAAUGGAACUCUUCCCGAACGUCUGGGGAACAUGUUUCCGAUGCUGGAUUUUCUUGAUGUUUCUAAUAACAUAUUACAAGGUGUUGUGACCGAGAAUCACUUUGUUAAUCUCAAAGAAUUAUGGACUUUCUAUGCAUCUGGAAAUAGAUUAACAUUGAAAGUGAGUCCAAAUUGGUUGCCUCCCUUUAAACUUAGCAACCUUGGGUUGGGAAGUUGGCACUUAGGUCCUCAAUUUCCAGUUUGGUUGCAGUCACAAAAAGAGAUUUCUGAGGUGGAUAUAUCUAAUGCUGGAAUCAAAGAUGAAGUUCCAACUUGGCUUUGGAACUUAUCCUCUCAACUCUCUGUCCUCAAUCUAUCUCACAACCAAUUCAGUGGUCGAUUGCCUCGAAACACAUUUCCCAUAACUAAAUUGGACUUGUCAGACAAUUUAUUCUCAGGGGACGUCAUUGGUUUCUUUUGUCAUCCUCAAAAUGAAUCAAUCAUGCUUAAUAGGCUUCACCUUAGAAGAAAUGCUUUAUCAGGACAAAUUCCCGAUUGUUUGGGUAAUUGGCCGGUAUUGGAAGUAUUAGACUUGGCAGAGAAUAGUUUAAGUGGAAGAAUUCCCAAAACUAUUGGGCUCCUAAAGUUAUUGUCAUCUUUGGACUUGAACGGUAACAAACUUUCUGGCAAUAUACCUUCAUCUUUACAAAAUUGCACCGGUUUAGAGAAACUCGACUUGGGUGAAAAUGAGUUAGAAGGGAAUACUGCAAACUGGCUUGUGAGUUCACUUUCUAGUUUGUUUGUUCUAAGGCUUCGUUCAAAUGGGUUCUAUGGUGAAUUGCCUCCAGAUUUCUGCCAUCUUAAAUCUCUUCAAAUAUUGGACCUUGCUAAUAAUAACUUCACUGGUAUAAUCCCUAGGUGCCUUAACAAUUUCACUUCAAUGGUUGAGCCGCAUGAGAUUGACUUUGAUAUUGAUAGGGAAACAGAAAUAUUGUUGGGAGAAAGUGCUACAGUGAUCACUAAAGGGCAAGAGUACCAAUACUCUACCAUUAUAUUGGUGUUGGCUACAAGUUUUGAUCUUUCCAACAACAAUUUUUCUGGGGAAAUACCUGUGGAACUUACCACUUUAGUGGAAUUAAGAUUCUUGAACUUAUCAGGAAAUAAGUUGACAGGAAACAUUCCUAAGAAUAUAGGAGACAUGAAGCAAUUAGAAUCCAUUGAUCUAUCAAGAAAUCAUCUUUCUGGAGAAAUUCCCUACAGCCUCUCAAAUCUGAACUUUCUGAGUUACUUGAAUUUGUCUUAUAACAAUCUGUCUGGGAAGAUCCCUACUGGUACUCAGCUUCAAAGCUUCAAUGCAUCUUGUUAUGUUGGUAACAAUCUUUGUGGGCCUCCUCUCUUUGAAUGUAGCAAUGAAUCCAAUGAUGAUGAUGCUGUUCCUGAUGAAGAAGAAGACAGAGGAGAUGAUUCUGAUGAGGCAAAGUGGUUUUAUAUUAGCAUGGCUAUAGGAUUUGUUGUGGGAUGGUGUGGCAUCUGGGGACCUUUGUUUGUUGUGAAGUCUUGGAGACAAGCCUAUUUUCAAUUUUUAGAUGUUAAGUUGAAGUAUCCUUUUGGUUGGUUUGGACUGUGA